AUGGGAAAAGAAGGUGGAAAUGAAGAUAGGAAGGGAACAAAGCAUCCUAUCUAUAUAGGUGUUAGAAAGAGGAAGUGGGGACAGUGGGUGUCUGAAAUCAGAGAGCCAAUGAAGAAGAAGAGGAUAUGGUUGGGCUCAUUUCCCACACCAGAGAUGGCUCCUUGUGCACAUGAUGUAGCUGUUUUAGCCUUAAGAGAGGAGUCUGCCAGAUUCAAUUUUCCUGAAUCCGUUCACUCCCUUCCUCGCCCUGCAACAUCCUCUGCAACAGGCAUUCAAGCUGCUGCAGUCCAAGCUGCAUAUUCUUGUUCCAGUUCCCAACAACCAGAAGAAGACCAAGUGCCCCAUCUGUGCUCCAGCAACAACAAUGAAGCUGAUCACAAUGAUUUCCAAGAGACGGAGCUCCCAUUACACAAUGCCAGUAAUGAAACUGAAUCCGGUGAUUUUGCAAGAACUGAUUACAAAAAGGAAGUGGUGGAUUCAUGGCUGGAUUGGCCAACCUUGCUAAUGACAUGGCAGAUGGAGUGCGAACUGGGUCUUUUAUAUUCUUUCAUAACCAGUAUAUAUCUCUGA
Molecule: messenger RNA, 570 nt
Organism: Cryptomeria japonica (Japanese cedar)
Lineage: Eukaryota; Viridiplantae; Streptophyta; Pinopsida; Cupressales; Cupressaceae
Product: ethylene-responsive transcription factor ERF023-like
Exons: 1
Coding region: 1-570 (189 amino acids)
Biological process (GO): regulation of DNA-templated transcription
Molecular function (GO): DNA-binding transcription factor activity; DNA binding
Source: RefSeq, a predicted model, not a curated record